CCCUGUGACCAUCUCUCUGGGGCACUGCUGGCAACGGAAAUGUGCUGUUUUGUUGCCAAAGCUUGUUGUUUGCCUGCGUUAUGUAGCUUUCCGCUGCUAAGCUCUUGAAUAUGCCAUGUGUGCAGCAUGUCAAACCGUGUUGAAGACUCCUGCGCAAGAUGGUAUAGACGAUGUCAACACGAGAGCCAAAACAUCGAUGCAACAGCAGCUGUUUCAGCUGUCUUCCUGCAUGGUGACAGACCGGAUUUGUGGAUACCUAAACAUGCCCGUGUAAUGUGUGACUGACAAAAUAAACAAUAAUGGGGGGACUACUAAGUAGACAGAACGUUAGUGUUGAAGAAACGGAUUCUGUGAGCAGCAGUGCUUAUAGAUACCCGCCGAAGUCUGGCAACUUCUUCGCCAGUCAUUUUAUAAUGGGAGGCGAGCGCUUCGAUACGAAUCAGCCUGAAGCGUACCUCUUUGGAGAGAACACGGAUCUAAACUUUCUGGGUGGCAAACCAACGCCGUUUCCGUACCCUGCUCCACAAGCAAAUGAGCCAACGCGACCACUGCGCAGUCUGAUCAACAUAAGAAAGGAAUCUGUGCGCUUCGUCAGGAUUCUGGACACCAAGAAGACCGAGAUAGUAAGCAAUGAAGUGGAACAGCCUCAAAGGCAGCCCUACUUGUACAACAUAGAAUUCACCUUCGAUUCAGAUGUCCGCUGUGCAAUCACUAUCCAUUAUUUCUGUUCAGAAGAGAUUACACCGACUGGCAUCGUGUACACACCUCGCAACUCCAGUAUGAGCUCUGAGACAUAUCAUUACAAGAGAGGAACCAACCAACAGUUCUCACAGACGUCCCACAUCAUCGACCCUUCCGGUUACUCGGACGAAGAGCUCAACUACCACUAUGGUGACGAUGACAGCCUACCAAUGGUUAUACACUGUGUAGCAGAGGAAGGGGACGAGCCACGUCAGUCGCACGUGUUGGUAGCAGUCAUGGAGAAGAACUCGGAUGGCACCUAUGCCUUAAAACCUUUGAAACAGAAACUCUUUGUAGACGGCCUUUGUUACCUCCUGCAGGAGAUCUAUGGCAUUGAAAACAAAAAUAUUACCCAAGGGAAGACUGCUGAAGAGGAAGCAGAAGAGGGUGGAGCGGAAUGCGUAAUCUGCAUGUGCGACGGGCGGGACACCCUUAUUUUGCCCUGUCGUCACCUAUGCCUUUGUUCUGGGUGCGCUGACUCUCUGCGAUACCAGGCCAACAAUUGUCCUAUUUGCCGUGCCCCAUUUCGUGCCCUGCUUCAAGUACGUGCUGUUCGAAGGUCGGCUGCAGCAGUAGGAGCUUCAUUGCCUGCAGCAGUACCACACCUGGGCGAUCAUCAGGCAUGCGUUGACGUGCCUCCAGGCUAUGAAGUUGUACCCUUGGUAGAAGCGUUAAAUGGUCCAACCUGUCCUGCUCCAAUUCACCUGACUGUGGGCCUUCCACAAGAUGCUGGUAGUCCAGACAGCUCUGCAAGAGUCCUUCGCAUCAACAGGCAUCGCGCUGGCAGCAACAUAUCUGUUCUUGGAUCACCGCUGGGGGAGGUGCCUUCAAAAGUCGUGGUAGCGCAAGUUGUGUCGUCUUCCGAGCAAGAUGGUCCCACAGAGGCAGUUCCACGUGUGGCUGUACACACUGGUGGUGACAGCCGGCGCCUGCGAAGGAGCUCCUCCCGGGGGGCAGCACCUGAGCAGGUGCGACUUUUGACUCAAGGCUCCCACCGAAGCAAGACGAGCCACGACACAGACUUGGCAGAAACACGCUCACUUCUAGAAGAAGGUGGAGUGACUCAGGCACAGCGUCCGGCACCACCUCGGAGUAGCUCCGUCUCCACGCCUCACUCCCUGCACUUAUGCGAAGGUCCUGAUACAGAGAACAAAGCCACAGAUACUUCACCAGGUGGAGAAGAAUCUGAUUACUACACUCCAGAAGAUCCGGCUACUGCUGUGCAUUUUCUUGUGGAUCGUGCUACGGACACGAGCCUCGAUACACCUCAGGCUGAAGUUGCUGUGGUUCAGCCUGGUUCUCCUUCUGAUGUGCCCCAUGUAGUAAGGAAAGCCUUUGCUGAACGACAGUCUCCCCUCACGUUGAGACACGAUAACUCAUCCAUAGAACUGCUUGAAGUCAAGUCCCCGCCCCCUACGGAGGUUACAAAGCCAUUGCAGGUUCUGUCACCCGUGCGUUCAACUGCAGUUAUGGUGGGACACGUUGAGACUAGCGUCUCUCUACCAGGAACGCCAGCGAGUCACACCAGCAAUCGGAGCAGCGGAGAUAGCUGUAGCAGUGCAUCCAGCACACGGAUGCUUCUGGCAUGUGCAAGAGGAUCUGUGGUAGCUCAGGAGGGCCCAACCACAUAGCUCAUGCUGUGCUUUAUUUCGAGGCUACCAUUACCUGCUUUGCAUAACAUAACCAUGGGUGCUUAACAGAGAGUGCAGGGACAGAGUGCCGACUUCGGGCCUGCGCUCAGACAGCGGGAACGCGCAAAAGUUUCUGUGUCUGCUGCUGCAUUGUGCUGGUUACCGGGGCGACGGAGUUGAAACCCGUGCGCAUGGAUCCGUGAAGAUCGCUGAUGCAGUCCGGUGCGUUAAACGCAAAGCAUUUCUCAUGCAAGUAAGAUUAUAUGUUAAUGAUGAACAUGUAAUCUUAAUUGUAGGUGGCAUGCUUUGUGCAACAUUUCAUUACAUCUGGUCCGUCACUUUAGAGAGGGGGCAAAAUCGGGGUACGACAUAUACAGUGCAACCCUGUUAACUCCAACUCGAAGGGAGCUGAAGAUUUGUUUGAAUAAAGCACAGUUCAAAUUAAAGGGAGUCCCUUUGAACGAGGGUCUGAUACGUCGGCAGCGCAAACUAGCUGCAUCGGAGAUAUGUCAUCGCUUGCUAGGCCUUGCUGCUCGUUGACGGUCACGCAAUCCCGGAAAUACAACAGGCUCAUUCGUAUUCUGGAACAUUUAUUUAUAGGUAGUGUCCCGCGUUUUUGGCAUCUGCUGAAAAAUGCAUAAAAACACUCACCGAAUAUUUUUUGGAAACUCGGCAUGUUCCAAGCAUCUCGCGCUACAUGCCGAAAAUGCUGGUACCCGGUUGCACACCGGAGCUUAACAUUUUAGUUUUUCCUUCACCUCGUUUCCAGGUGGAAUGUGCAGAAUGCCGCCCUGCUGAGCAGCUGGCCCAGGGAAAAACCUUCCUCUAUAACACUUUGAUCGGUGGGGUCAAGAGGGUUUCAAGCAACACGCGUGGAACCCUCCAACAGAGGGAACGAAACUCUUUGCAUUCUCAAUGUCCUCCUACCAGGCUGCCCUCCUUCGUUAGUCCUUCUCCCUAGUGAUUAUAGCUGCUGAUUUUUCUUCAUCUAUUUUUGGCGCAAACAAAAAAACAAAUUUGACAAGACAUAUAAGUGCCAAAAAGCACCCGCCGAAUUUUGCGGGACCCCAUUUAUAGGCAAGCAUUAAAAUAUAGGGGACCGAAAAUAGUCUCUUACACACAUGUGCAUUCUUUUUUUUUUGCCUGCAAGUCCAUCAACGCUUGUUGAACCCAGCCCAGUUGCGGUCUCUGCAAAUCCAGUCCGAGAAAAUAUCGACUGUCGACCACGCCUUUUUGCUUGCUGUGUAGUCAACAGGAGUGACAUUGAUCCCCUUAAAGCAUGGUACUAAUGGUACUAGCUUUGAUGGCUCACGAACAACAGGCAUUGUACCUUGCUUCUCGAGUUUACGUGUGCCAUUACGUUGCUUCAUUCCUUGCUCCUACUUCCUCUGGCACAAGUAUUGGCCAUAUAAGUACUAAUAAGGAAACUUAACAAUUAAUAAGUACACGUGCCCCUGAUGCUGCCGGACGAGAGCAUUGUCCAAUGCGCCUGGCCCAUCUCGUUCAAAUAAAACGUUGUGCACAGUCACACGUUUGAAUCACCGGGCGUUUUCCCCCUUUCAAAAACCGUACACGACUGUGACAGGGCCCAAGUGUCAGCGUAAAACAUCCAGAAGUCAAAAUUAGGUGGGUUUGAAUUAACAGGAUUGCACUGUGCAAGUAUGCGCUUGCUUUUGGUGAGUGGGUAGGAUGCCUUGAACAGGUCACACAACAUGACAAAGGAAAGAGAAAGUCCAAGAAGUGUUGAAGUAAGCAGUCAUGUUGCAAGAAAUAUCUCCAUUCUUACAUUUCUUAGGAUGCAUUUUUUCCCUUUGUUGUUGUUGCAAAAAAACUAUAUGCAAAAAAAAGAAAGCGAGAGCGAGAGUAAGGUAUUGUGCUCAUCAUCAUUGCACCCUUAGCACUAUUUUAUUCUUUAUUUUUGCCAUGCGAGACCGCGUUUUUAGGUUCACUAUAAUAAUUUACAGGAUAAUUAUUGCAUUGUAGAUGUGUGGAUUCAUGGAGAGUGGAAAAGGUGUGUUUUAGCCAAGCUGGGUUGAAUCAUGCAAAGGAAAUUUCUAGUUUGCAAACUUUGUGAGCUCUAUUCCCAUUCAGUUUGCCAUAUGGUAUUAAUUUUAUUAAUAAAGAUGUUAAUGUAAGUUUUAAAUUUAAAAUUAUUUCAUUCCAUGCCCCAAAGCCAACAUGAAAGAUACAAAUUAAAACAUUGAUUGGAACUUGAUGCCGUGCCUCAUAAUGCUGCUUGAAACGUACUGAAAAAGAACAGAAAGGAAAAAAGAUGAACAGUACAUGGGCCAAGGCAGGGAACUUUUGAGUUUUUUUUUAGUUUUUUCAAUGGGUGUUGCAUAUCUGUGCACUGUAGAGAAACACUUUUUUCUUUUUUUCGUAUGGAAAAUGCUUUUAGGGGUUAGUUCUGAAGCUCACGUUGCCUCAGAGUUCACACUGAAUAAAUUUCUGCAUGUAGA
Ornithodoros turicata is the source of this 4831-nucleotide messenger RNA. RefSeq names its product E3 ubiquitin-protein ligase MGRN1-like. The record is from RefSeq and is a predicted model, not a curated record. Gene Ontology annotation, biological process: protein ubiquitination. The transcript is spliced from 15 exons. NCBI's taxonomy places the organism in Eukaryota, Metazoa, Arthropoda, Arachnida, Ixodida, Argasidae. Gene Ontology annotation, molecular function: ubiquitin protein ligase activity. The coding region runs from base 300 to 2372 and encodes 690 amino acids. Gene Ontology annotation, cellular component: cytoplasm.